Molecule: messenger RNA, 1501 nt
Organism: Hibiscus syriacus
Lineage: Eukaryota; Viridiplantae; Streptophyta; Magnoliopsida; Malvales; Malvaceae
Product: putative pentatricopeptide repeat-containing protein At1g53330
Molecular function (GO): protein binding
Source: RefSeq, a predicted model, not a curated record
CAUAACGAAAGAUAAAUAAAAUCCAGAAUCAACUGUAACAAGGCAAAGCAAAAACAUGAAAAUUCCAAAACCCGUAUCUCCGUUUAGGCUCUCCUCUCUUCUCCGCAGCCAAAAAAACCCAAUCCUAGCAUUCGACCUUUUCAAAAACCCAAACCCAAACCUUAAACAUACCGACAAACCCUUCCGUUACUCCCUCCUUUCCUAUGACCUCAUCAUCACCAAGCUCGGCCGCUUCAAAAUGUUCGAAGAAAUGGAGCAAGUUCUUCACCGACUCAAAAACGACACGCGGAUACUCCCAGAGGAGAUCAUUUUUUGCAAUGUCAUGAAGUUUUAUGGCCGGGCAAAGUUACAUGAACGUGCGUUGAAACUGUUCGACGAAAUUCCUCUGUAUCGUUGCCCCAGGACAGUAAAGUCUAUGAACUCGUUGUUGCAUGCGCUCCUGUUGAGCCGAAAGUUUGAUGAAAUGAAGGAAUUGUUUUCGCGUAUGGAAAAAUACGCCCGCCCGGAUACUUGUACUUAUAAUAUAUUGAUCAAUGCUUGCUGUUUAAAUGAGCGUUUAGACGAUGCUUGGAACCUGUUUGAUGAAAUGCAGAGGAAAUGUCUGAAGCCAACUAGUGUGACAUUCGGGACGUUGAUUAAUGCACUCUGCAUGGAGCUGAAGAUAAAUGAAGCGUUCAAGUUGAAAGAAGACAUGGUUAGGAUUUACAACGUACAGGUUACUACUUUCAUUUAUGAGGUGAUGAUUAAAGGACUUUGUAGGAUUGGUGAGUUGACUUUGGCUUUUAGGCUUAAGGAUGAAAUGAUCACAAAAAGAUUCAGAUGGACUUCGGUUAUAUACAAUAAUCUACUUAGUGGGCUUUUCAAGUCUGGGAGGCAGGAUGAGGCAUUUAGGGUCUUUGAGGAGAUGGAUUCAAAUGGGAUUCAACCAGAUACAAUAACAUACAACGUGAUGAUCAACCAGUUUUGUAAGGUGGAAGAUUUCGAAUCGGCUUACAGAGUGCUUAAAGAAAUGCCUGAUAAAGGGUGUAAACCAAAUGUUAUUACUUACAACAUGUUGAUUGCCAUGUUAUGCAAAGAUGGGAAAUGGAGUGAAGCAAAUGAUUUAUUCGAAGACAUACCGAGACAGGGGUGUAAGCCUGAUGUUGUGUCCUAUAGGACUGUUUUCGAUGGGCUUUGCGGUGGAUCGCAGUUGGAGAAAGCAGCAUCCAUUUUGGAUGAAAUGAUUUUCAAGGGCUAUGUGCCACAUUCUGUAAGUAUACAUAAAUUUGUUGCUGGGUUGUGUCAGGGAGAGAGCAUGAAGUUAUUGUUGAGGGUUUUGAAUAGUCUAGCAAAAGGAAAUGCCAUUGAUGAAGAUACAUGGUUAAUGGUGGUCUCUAGGGUUUAUCAGGAAGAUAAUCAUAAACUGUCUAUUGCAUCUCAGCUUCUUGAUACUCUGCUGAUGUAGUGCUACACUGUUUGAGCUGGUUUGUAUAUAAUUCAUGCAACUAAAACAGAGUGAACA